CCUCUCAUGUUCAUAACAGAAAAGAACGGUUCAAUUUCUUCAUUGCUAAUAGUCUUCCAAGGGAGCAUGUCAUUUGUAAGCACUCUUCGUCAGUGGGAUGAGGCUGUGGCGUGUGUGGAGCAAAGAGAUACAGACUCUGCUCUCAGGACAUUUCUCAACAUUGAAGAUAAAAACUCCAAAAUCUUCUACAACAUUGGCUGUCUUCAUCUGAACAACAAUGAGCUAGAUGAGGCGGAAAAGGCUUUUGAUGGAAGUAUCGGUAAAGAUGGGCACCUGGCUGUGGCUUUCUUUCAGAGGGGAGUAACAUUUUACAAAAAGAAUAAGUUUGAAGAGUCUCUUCUAGAUUUUCAGCAGGCUUUUAAACAGUUACGAGGCAAUCAGCUAAUAGAUUACAAACCUCUGGGUCUGAGAUAUAAACUGUAUGUCUGUGAGGUGCUGCAUAACAUGGGAUUGGUACAGGCCCAGUUGGAAAAAUGGGAGAAAGCUCAAGAGAACCUUCUUACUGCACUGAACUUUAGAGCAGAUACCAAGUCCAGCCAUAUUGACAUCGCCCUGGAUGCCAUACUGAAGCAAAAGCUAUUUUCUCUGGUAGAGAUUAAAGCAGGGCUGCUAUUCAAACCCAAUAAGCACUAUGUGGCAGAGCUGGAGAAAAAGGACUAUCUUGGGAAAGCUAAGGUUGUAUCUUCUGUUGUACAUGCUGAUCAGUUCUCUGGUUUUGCCCCACUGCAACCUCAAGUUGAUAAUAUUCCAUCUACAUCAAAAGUGCCAGAAGUACUAAGGGCACUUGAAGGUGAGCCGCACACAGUUCUCUAUCAAUUUAUUCCUGAGACCAAAGAAGAGUUGGCUGUGUUGCCUGGCAACAUCGUCUUUGUUCUUCAGAAAGGAGCUGACAACUGGGCAUCUGUUGUUUUCAAUGAGAAGCGAGGUCUUGUACCUUAUAAUUUUCUAGAACCCUUGGAUAUUGUUACAAUGACAUCAAAACCAAUGCAGAUUAAAGAAUUAAAUGAAAAUGAUGAUAUACCAGCUCCACCAAGAAGAGCACCACCUAGUAGACCAAUGGGUACAGAAGACCUGAAGACUGUGAAAGCAGAGGCUAAUAACACAGGGAAAUUCUCAGGCUGUAUUGUAAAAGUGCACUUACAUUUCACCAUAGCAAUCUCUAUUGCACCUGGACGAUCAUACGGGGACAUUCUUCAGAUGAUCAGCUCUAAACUGAAGCUUCCUGCAUCAGAAUUAACUCUACGUUAUGCUGUGGAAGACUCAAACGAGAGGGUGAUUAUUAAGGACUCUGAAAUGGAGGUUGUAUGGAAUAGUGUGAAAGAUGGCCAUCUUACGCUGUGGUGUUCAGUUACCAAGGGUAAAUGUGUGUAUCGUGAGAAAGUGGUGGCUCUUUACUCUUAUGAAACUUCCACCCCAGAAGAUCUGGAUUUCAAACAGGGAAAUGUCAUCACAGUCCUUUCAAAAGUCAAUGAAGAGUGGCUUGAGGGUCAAUGCAAUGGGAAGAUCGGCAUAUUUCCAUCGUCCUUUGUUAAAGCACUUAACGGGGAUCGGUCAUGUGAAUGAAUCAACAUCCAUCCAGCCAAGGCUUAAAUCAACAGUUACUACUAAUGUCUAGACUGAUGCACAUUUGAUCACUUGGGAUACACCCACACAAGUAUUAUUUUCAGGACUAAAUUCAUACCAGAGCUUGCUUCUUUACUUUGGUUGUAAGUCACUCAACACUUAAAGUGAUAGAUCACAUGAAAAUGAAAAUUCUCUCAUUAUGUACCUUACCCUCAUGCCAUCCCAGAUGUGUUUGACUUUCUUUCCUCUGCGAAACACAAACAAAUAUAUUUAGAAGAAUAUAUCAGUUCUGUUGGUCCAUACAAUGCAAGUGAAUGGGGUCCAAAACUUUGAAGCUUGGUCAUGAUUUAAUCCUUGAUUACACUUCCUAGUGCUUGACCGCUGUGCAAAGCGCUAGGAAGUGUAAUCGAGCUUGAAAUAAUAAACACCAAGGAGACUACUGAUGUCAAUAUUUAUAGUAAAAACAAGUUAUAUUUUGGUCUGUUCUCAACCAAAUCCAAUUGGAUCACUUCAGAAGACACUGAUUAAGCCACUGGAGUCAUAUGGAUUACUUUUAUGAUGCCUUUAUGUGCUUUUUAGAGCUUCAAACUUUUGGUCACCAUUUCCUUUGCAUUGUAUGGACCUACAGAGCUAAAAUAUUCUUCUAAAAUCUUAAUUUGUGUUCUGCAGA
This is a messenger RNA of Xyrauchen texanus (razorback sucker), 2233 nucleotides long. Its product is annotated as neutrophil cytosol factor 2-like. The transcript is spliced from 14 exons. The record is from RefSeq and is a predicted model, not a curated record. Gene Ontology annotation, molecular function: protein binding; superoxide-generating NADPH oxidase activator activity. Lineage: Eukaryota; Metazoa; Chordata; Actinopteri; Cypriniformes; Catostomidae. Gene Ontology annotation, biological process: respiratory burst; phagocytosis; superoxide anion generation. Gene Ontology annotation, cellular component: NADPH oxidase complex. The coding region runs from base 7 to 1563 and encodes 518 amino acids.